GAACAUGUUUCUGCGGCUUCCUUGUGAUCGGAGUGAAGUUCAACAUCUUCUCCCUAUUUUCUCCUUUUGAUUCAAAGAAAUGUGGAUUUCUUGAUACUUCUGAAAGCUUGAUGGUAGAGAGUGCAACAACGGGAUGGUGGUAGGGAUCGAGUGAUUCGGCAUUCAGCACAUAGACUGAUCUAAAAUCAACCGGCGUUGGAGAGUUAUUAAAGGAAUUGUGCCUGAAGUCCCCUCAAUUUCAUGGAUGGACCUUCCAAGCUUUUUGAGGGAUAUCACGUACAUUCAACGAUGCCCUUUCCUUGCUACUUGCUGUGUCUCUACCGUGUACUCGUGUUAAUAUGGAUUUUUACUGCGAUGUUUCCGGCGGGAUAUUCACAAGGGGUUGCAACACCAUGCUCGUAUCAUAUAUUAUACUUUCUUGGGCUGAACCAAAUCGAAGAGUCUGAGUAAAGAUUUUCAUAAUAUUUCUAUCUUCCCCAGGUCUUUUCCACUUUUUGAGCAGUUCGUGAUUGUUUCAACACCAUAGAGUUUUGCAUGUAAGAGUUGGUAAACCAUUCAAUGCGACCCUCACAGCUAGGCUUCCCCGCGAUAUUCCCCUCUUCUUUCCCAAGAGUCUCGAAUUGAGGAUCAUUUACGUUGUCACUGGUGUUGGAUUGAGCUGUGAUCGACCGGAGAAAGCGAGAGUGUCGAUUUAGAGCUUCUAUAUACAACAUCAUGUCCUCCAUACUAUCGUCAUCGUCAACGAUCAUCUCCUCCGCAACCAAAACCUACCCAACUACCAUCCCCACAGGUACUAUAUCAGCACUCAUCGGUCACCCACCAAAUACUACCAAUGACUAUUACAUAGUCGCCUACCUCAAUGGAGCCUUCGGCCUGGCUGGCAAUCCUAAUAAGGGAAUCACCAUCCCUCCCUUGGCACCACCAAACUACGUCUACGAAUCCCGCGCCACGUCAAUUUUAGUCGGAAUGUCCGUAUCCAUCUUCUUCAUGUUCACAUUUACGCUUGUUCGUCUUCUCAUCCGUCUCCUGAAUCGCGGUCUGAGAUUGGGCCUGGACGACCUCUUCAUUGUUCCCGGCGUCAUUCUCGCAAUUACUUGGCCAGUACUCCAGAUUUUAGCCGUCGUAUACGGAGGAGCUGGGAAACACAUCUGGGAUGUGACAUAUGAGGAAUAUGGAUACUUCAAACGCUACACCAAUUGGUCCAAGAUAUUUUUCUUCGUGGCAGUAGGAGUGGUGAAGGUUUCGAUAUGCCUUUUCAAUCGCCGACUUACAUCGAUGACAUCAAAUAAGUGGCUCUUGUUCAACAACGUCUUUCUAGUUCUCCUGGUCAUCUAUAUUCUAGUAUCACUCUUCUGGAAUAUUUUCCUGUGUAGUCCCGUUUGGGGAGGUUGGGACGCAAUCAGAUUGGGAAGAGAAAAUGUUGUUGCGAAGUGUUUUCCUGUGGGAACUAUGGGAACUAUUAUGAGUACGAUUCACGUCAUUAUGGAUUUUGGUCUGUUGGCUGUGCCGCUCAUUGUACUGUGGAAAGUUAAGAUGGGAUGGAGGACUAGAGGGAGAUUGUACAUUGUUUUUGCGGUGGGAGGCGUGAGUAUGAUUGGGAGUAUUUUGAGACAAAUCGAGCAGACAAAAUUGAGUUCGGAUGUUUUGUGGUCUUUCAAAGCUCUCGAAGAUUGGACUUUGGUCGAUCUAACACUCGGUGUUAUCGUUGCUUCGCUCCCCGUUCUCUCAGCUAUCAUUCCAGCCAAAUGGAAAUCAGUCCACACCUCUUCAUCCUAUAAAAACCCCUCACAUCUCGGUUCGCAUCCCCUCUCCAACCCCGGAAACUACAUGCGCUCGAAAUUCCCCGGCAAAAACGGAAAAGAUAUGAAGAGCGCACGAAGUCGGGGAACAAAUGGCGGAACUUUCGGAGAAAGCGAGGAGAAUAUUGUGAGAACGGAUGUUAUUGAGUUGAGUUUCCAAAGCAAAGGGGAUGUGGAGAGUAGAGAGGAGGCGAAGGAGGAAGGAAGUGGAAAUGGAGAGGGGGGGAGUGGGAGGGUCAAGAGGAGUUUCUCGAGGACUAGAAACCGCGGCGAUUCGAACGAGAGAGCUGCUGCGGAUAAGUUGGAUAAGGAGACGACUGAGUGGCAUGGGGCAAAAGGCCAGUAUGGUCAUAGGGUGGAAAUCCGUAGGGAGGAGUGACAAUCAAAAGAUUACGGGGGGUGGAUGGGAUAGGACGAUUUCACGUAUUUUCACUUCCUGUAAUCGGGGGAUAGUUAAUGAGAAGCUUCGAGAGCGAUUUUUAUGGGGAUUGGCGGCUUGUGGUUUUGAAAUGGGAUCAUUCCACUUGAUUUUUUUGGCGUUUCACAGAUGGCCGAGUCGUACAAGAUUGUGGACUCGUGGAUGAUACCAAGCUUACUUGUACUCUGGAACUUGUACAGUGGGCUAGAUGGGUUUGGUAAACGGAGGAGGAAAAUAUUUAUUUUUAUGAUGUUAAUGACUUGUAAAUAGAAGUAAGGAUAUCUUUUUGAGUAGAAAAUACUACAACAACA
This is a messenger RNA of Botrytis cinerea B05.10, 2528 nucleotides long. RefSeq lists its product as hypothetical. NCBI's taxonomy places the organism in Eukaryota, Fungi, Ascomycota, Leotiomycetes, Helotiales, Sclerotiniaceae. The transcript is spliced from 2 exons. The record is from RefSeq and is a predicted model, not a curated record. Bases 715 to 2178 code for a protein of 487 amino acids.